Closterium sp. Yama58-4 is the source of this 1458-nucleotide messenger RNA. The record is from the annotation of a GenBank genome assembly. NCBI's taxonomy places the organism in Eukaryota, Viridiplantae, Streptophyta, Zygnematophyceae, Desmidiales, Closteriaceae.
AUGGAUCCAUCGAACCACCAGCCUUUUCCGCAUUCCAGAACCAGAUCCCCCCGUCACACCGUUAACGAUCCACCGUCCUUCACCCAUCACCACCGCACCCGACCUUCCAUCGCCAACCCUAGCUCCCGAACCCCUCAGUCUGGCUCAGCAUUCGCAGCACCGUUCCUUCUCAAUGCUCGUAGCGCCAUCACAGCUGCCAUAGCCGCAGCCGCCGCAGGAUCCGGGCGGAUCGCGCAAUGCCAACCCGCUGCUGCUGCCCCGCCAGCGGCGGCGGCGGCGGUUGUGGCGGCAGCGGCGGCUCCUUCAGCAGCAGCAGCGGCUGCAGCGGCGGCAGUCGCGGCGGAAAUCCAUCCGUCCGUUCACGAGCCGCCGCCGUCGUCGACGAUCGGAUUCGCGGAGGAGCUCGUUCCGCCCGUGCCUCCCGCCGGAGAGCCCGGCGCGGGGGAAGGCGGAGCCGGCGCAGCGGAGAAAGUGGAGCCGCGAUUGACGGUGGCGUCGAUCACGAAAUCGCUGAUCGCCGGAGGCGUCGCAGGAGGAGUGUCGAGGUCGGCUGUGGCCCCCUUGGAGCGGAUGAAGAUCCUGCUGCAGGUGCAGAAUGCACAGCACGCACACUACAGCGGCACGUGGCAGGGCCUCAAGACCAUUUGGCGGGAGGAGGGCAUACGAGGGCUGUUCCGUGGCAAUGGCACCAACUGUGCUCGCAUCGUGCCCAAUUCAGCCGUCAAGUUCUUUGCUUAUGAGGAGGCCGCUCAUGGUCUUCUCUGGCUGGCCCAGCAGCAGUCCAAUGAUCCCAACAUGGAGCUGACACCGGUGCUGCGGCUGGGGGCAGGGGCGACAGCAGGCAUCAUCGCCAUGUCUGCUACAUACCCCAUGGACAUGGUUCGAGGGCGACUAACAGUGCAGUCCGGCAGGAAGGGAGAGCAGCGCUACAAGGGCAUGCGGCACGCGGCGGUGACUAUAGUGAAGGAGGAGGGCGUUCGCGCCCUCUAUAGGGGCUGGUUACCGUCAGUCAUUGGCGUGGUCCCCUACGUGGGCCUCAACUUUGCAGUCUACGAAACCUUAAAAGACUCCCUCGCUCGAAUGUACGCAGCACAGCACCCCGACAACCCCGAGAUGGGCGAACUAUCAGUCCUGACAAAGCUCGCAUGCGGGGCCGUGGCGGGGACUCUCGGGCAGACCGUGGCAUACCCCCUGGAUGUGAUCAGAAGGAGGCUGCAGAUGGUGGGGUGGCGAGACGCGGCCAGUGUGGUGAGGGCGGAUGGCACGGUGGCAGCGGCGCCGCAGUACACGGGGAUGGUGGAUGCUUUCAGGAAGACGGUUCAGCAGGAGGGGGUGCGGGCGCUUUAUAAAGGACUCGUCCCCAACUCUGUCAAGGUGGUGCCAUCCAUUGCCAUUGCGUUUGUCACGUAUGAGAUAAUGAGGGAUCUUCUCCAUGUGGAAAUCCGCAUCUCCGACUGA